CCAUUACCCCCUUUCGAAAUGCCAUCGUUCUUUACAUUAUUCCGUCUCCGGAGUAACUCUUCCGACAGUACCGAAGAGCUCAUUGACGAAGGUCCCAUUUCGAACACAACCGAGUGCUACGCCUGCACCCAAGUAGGCGUCCCCGCCUUCCACUCCUCAAGCUGUGAUCGCGCUAAUCAACCCGAAUGGGAAGCCUCCGCAGGCUCUUCUCUCAUCCCCAUCCGUGACCGCCCCGGCUCCAAAACAGUAUCCAACUGUUCAUCCAACGACCGCCCAAAGUUUUCCUCAUCAGGGUUCCUUAACCGCAUUUACGACCCUCGCAGCAAACAAGUCCAAAGAUGGAACAAAUUCUUCUUGUUCACCCGCGGAAUGGCUUUGGUUGUCGACCCGCUUUUCGUCCACACGCUGUCAAUCCGCAGUGGCAGCGCCCCAUGCCUUUACAUGGACGGGUCGCUAGCCGCAGUGUUGGCUGUCCUCCGGACGUUGGUCGACGCCAUUCAUCUUGUUUACAUGUUGGUGCAGUUCAGGAUGGCUUAUGUGUCACGGGAGUCACUUGUGGUUGGACGUGGGAAGCUUGUAUGGGACCCAUGGUCUAUCGGUUUGCACUAUGUCGGCUCACUCAAAGGGUUCUGGUUCGACGCCUUCGUCAUACUUCCGGUCCCUCAGGUUGUAUUCUGGUUAAUAGUGCCUAGAUUAAUACGAGAAGAGCGAGUCCAGGCAAUAAUGAGUAUCCUCUUGGUCAUUUUCACCUUCCAAUUCAUACCCAAAGUCUACCACUCAAUGUCGCUAAUAAGAAGGAUGGCGAAAGUCACUGGUUACAUCUUUGGCACUAUUUCGUUGGGUUUCACCCUUAAUAUCAUCGCCUACCUCAUCGCUUCUCAUGUUGUGGGUGGAUGUUGGUAUGCUUUGGCGAUACAAAGGGUGGUUUUGUGCCUACGGAAACAAUGCAAUGAGAAAAACGCAUGUUAUCUAGCUUUGUCGUGUGCCAGUGACGUUUGCUACGAGUUUUUAUUACACGAGGGAACAUUUGGUGACCGUUGUGCUGGAAACUCAACCACUAAUUUCGAUAGAACGUUGUGUUUAGAUAUGGAUGGUUCUUACAACUUUGGCAUUUACGGAAUGGCACUUCCUGUUGUUUCUAGCAACGCACGCACAUUCAAGAUUCUAUACACCAUUGCAUGGGGUCUAUUUAGCCUUGGUACAUUUGGAAACGAUCUUGAGCCAACAACUAAUUUGUUUGAAGUGAUGUUUAGUAUUUGUGUGGUGCUAAGUGGGUUGCUACUCUUCAUUUUAUUAAUCGGUAAUAUUCAGGUGUUCUUGGAAGAUGCUAUGCAAGAAAAAAGCAAAAUGGAACUAGAACGUCGCGAUAUGGAAUGGUGGAUGAGGAGAAGACAACUACCAUCACAUCUAAAACAAAGAGUUCGUCUUUAUGAACGCCAAAAUUGGGCAUUGAUGGGAGGUGAAGAUGAGAUGGAACUCAUUAAAGACUUACCUGAAGGCCUUAGACGCGAUAUCAAGCGUUUUCUAUGUCUUGAGCUCAUACGCAUGGUACCUCUGUUCCACAAUUUAGACGACUUAAUACUCGACAACAUAUGUGACCGUGUUAAACCGCUAUUAUUUAUAAAAAAUGAAAAGAUAAUACGCGAAGGCGACCUGGUUCAACAAAUGGUGUUUAUAGUUCAAGGACGCAUUAAAACUAGCCAAAACUUAAGUAAAGGAGUUGUUGCAACAAGUACACUCGGUCCAGGAGGCUACAUAGGUGAUGAGCUUUUAUCAUGGUGCCUAAGGAAGCCAUUUAUAAACAGGGUUCCGACAUGUUCUGCAACAUUUACAUGUAUAGAGCCCACAGAGGCAUUUGGGCUUGAUGCUAAUCAUCUCCGUUAUGUGACUGAUCAUUUUCGCUACAAAUUUGUGGAUGAGAGGUUGAAGCGAACUAUUAGAUAUUACUCAUCGAAUUGGAGGACUUGGGCAGCAGUGAAUAUACAACUAGCUUGGAGACGGUACGUGGUGAGAACAAGGCGGGCGGUGAAUCGUGUGUCUGAGGAGGAUGGUGGUAGUAACCGUAUGCUUCGGCAGUAUGCUACGAUUUUCAUGUCAUUUAGACCCCAUGAUCAUCUUGAGACUUGAGUAGAGUCGGUUUAUUAUUCUUUGAAUUUGUAUCA
Molecule: messenger RNA, 2162 nt
Organism: Helianthus annuus (common sunflower)
Lineage: Eukaryota; Viridiplantae; Streptophyta; Magnoliopsida; Asterales; Asteraceae
Product: cyclic nucleotide-gated ion channel 2
Exons: 6
Coding region: 19-2127 (702 amino acids)
Source: RefSeq, a predicted model, not a curated record